Molecule: messenger RNA, 679 nt
Organism: Jaculus jaculus (lesser Egyptian jerboa)
Lineage: Eukaryota; Metazoa; Chordata; Mammalia; Rodentia; Dipodidae
Product: histone H2B type 2-F
Exons: 3
Coding region: 95-625 (176 amino acids)
Cellular component (GO): nucleosome
Molecular function (GO): structural constituent of chromatin; DNA binding; protein heterodimerization activity
Source: RefSeq, a predicted model, not a curated record
GAAAAGACCAGGAUCACCUUCUGUCUAGACCAGGAGACAAGACUACUUUUUCGAGCGGCCAUAUUGAAUGUGAAGAUGACUGUAUCGUGAGGUGAUGCAAUAUUUCACAUUUGAUGUGCAACAGCAAACAGCUAAAACCUUUCUUCCCACCGCGCUUGUGCCGAGGAAGGACGGCGAGAAGCGCAAGCGCAGCCGCAGGGAGAGCUACUCCGAGUACGUGUACAAGGUGCUGAAGCAGGUGCACCCCGACACGGGCAUCUCGUCCAAGGCCAUGGGCAUCAUGAACUCGUUCGUGAACGACAUCUUCGAGCGCAUCGCGGGCGAGGCGUCGCGCCUGGCGCACUACAACAAGCGCUCGACCAUCACGUCGCGGGAGAUCCAGACGGCCGUGCGCCUGCUGCUGCCCGGGGAGCUGGCCAAGCACGCCGUGUCCGAGGGCACCAAGGCCGUCACCAAGGACCCCACGUCCACGCUGAUCUCCCAAGGUUUCCCUGGGGCCUCCUCCACGGACCACUCGGAAUGCAUCCAUCACUAUAGGGCGCCUCCUCCGUGCCAUCUAUCCCCACGUCUCCAGCACAUUCUCCAAGGAGGAUGCUCCAUCUUCUGCCAGGGUCUUGCUAUGUAGCAACACGUUGGCCUCCAUCCUCCUGUCUCACGCCCCCUCCCCCAAGUGCUAAGA